This is a messenger RNA of Striga hermonthica, 1476 nucleotides long. The record is from the annotation of a GenBank genome assembly. NCBI's taxonomy places the organism in Eukaryota, Viridiplantae, Streptophyta, Magnoliopsida, Lamiales, Orobanchaceae.
AUGAGGACGGUCAAAAUCGACGCCGCCGCACCUCCGCCGGAUAAAAACAAUCUCCGGCGUCCCAAACUCGGCGCCCUCCUCUCCACCACUCCACCCGCCCCUAACGACGGUGAACGGGACAGCGAUUUCACUGGCAUCCCAUACUCCCCCCGCCGCCGCUACAGCGACGCCUCCCCAGUAACCACCCCCGCCGUCUCCCACCGCACCUCCGCCGUUGCCGGGACCCCAACCUUCUACUCGAACCCGAGCAGCGCGCACUCCUCGCCGUACAACAACCUCAUGUCCCCAUGGAGCCAGCCUUCGCCGUACGCGAAGUCGCCGUGGACGUACCAGAUCGUCGAUUCGUCUAUUUCGCCGCCGUACGGCGGCGACACACAAGUCGAUUUCGCCGGUAACGGCCUCAUCGGGUCGCUAAUCCGAGAGGAAGGCCACAUAUAUUCACUCGCCGCCGCCGGCGAUUUGCUGUACACCGGAUCUGAGAGUAAGAAUUUACGGGUCUGGAAGGAUAUGAAGGAGUUUUCCGGGUUCAAAUCGGGCAGCGGGCUGGUGAAAGCGAUAGUCGUAUUUUCGGAUCGGGUUUUUACGGGUCACCAGGACGGUAAGAUCCGGGUCUGGAGGUAUUUGGGGGACAAGAGGAAAACGCACAAACGGGUCGGUAAUUUACCGACUACCCGAGAUCUGCUGAUGAAAUCGAUCAACCCGAGGAGCUACGUGGAGGUGCGCCGGCACCGGAACGUGCCGUGGGUGAAGCAUUACGACGCUGUUUCGUGUCUGAGCGUGGAUCCGGAGCAGGGUUUGCUGUAUUCGGGUUCGUGGGAUAGGACGCUCAAGGUGUGGCGGAUCUCGGAUUCAAAGUGCCUGGAGUCGAUCCGGGCCCACGACGACGCCGUGAACUCGGUGGUCGUCGGGUUCGACGGCCUCGUGUUCACCGGAUCUGCCGACGGCACGGUGAAGGCGUGGCGGAGGGAGCUGGUGGGGAGGUCGGCGGGUCACGUGCUGGUGGGGACGUUGCUGAAGCAGGACCACGCGCUGACGUCGCUGGCGGUGAGCCGGCCGGCGGCGGAGGAGGGCGGCGGAGGGGCGCUGUACGCGGGUUCGUCAGACGGGCUGGUGAGCUUCUGGGAGCGGGAGAAGCACUUCGUGGCGUACGGCGGCGUGCUGAGGGGGCACAUGUUGGCGGUGCUGUGCCUGGCGGCGGGGGGGAGCCUGGUGGCGAGCGGGUCGGCGGACCGGAGCAUCUGCGUGUGGCGGAGGGACGGCGGGGGAGCGCACUCGUGCCUGGCCGUGCUGACGGGGCACGCCGGUCCGGUGAAGUGUUUGGCCUUGGAGAGGGACGGCGGAGACGGCGACGGCGACGGAAGCGGAAGCGACGAGGACGGCGAGGACCGGCGGUGGAUCGUGUACAGUGGGAGUCUGGAUAAGAGCGUGAAGGUUUGGAGGGUGUCGGAGGGCAUGAGGGAACUGCAGGGGGAGUGA